Messenger RNA from Macrobrachium nipponense, 2528 nucleotides. RefSeq names its product monocarboxylate transporter 9-like. The transcript is spliced from 6 exons. Gene Ontology annotation, biological process: transmembrane transport. Gene Ontology annotation, cellular component: membrane. The record is from RefSeq and is a predicted model, not a curated record. Gene Ontology annotation, molecular function: monocarboxylic acid transmembrane transporter activity. Lineage: Eukaryota; Metazoa; Arthropoda; Malacostraca; Decapoda; Palaemonidae. Bases 449 to 2239 code for a protein of 596 amino acids.
AUCAGGCAGAUGUGUUUGAUAAGAACUACUGGGAAACGAGGCUUUUCUUGAACAGUUAUCUUAAGCACUGUCAGUUUUCAUAAAAUCAGACACACGUAAAAGUCACCAGUUUUUAACUUAGUGUUAUUUGGAAUCACAAUGACAACGGUUGUUAAUACUCUGACUCCGGUUUAACACAAACCAAUUAUUAACGAAUGUUAAUUCUGUGGGCAAAUGAUGUAUCUAGGAGAACUUUUUUUACUCAGGAUUCGUGACCUGUAUUUUUUUAAACGGUAAACCAAUUAUCAUCGUUUCUGCAUAUUACUUCAUCGUGGAUCAUCAAUAAAAAUCGAUAAGAACACGUCAUCUCAAAGUUCAAUAACUGAAAAGCUAACAUGACAAAGAAAUGAAGAACAGCUGUUGAUGCACAGUAUAAAAAGUAGCGAAGGCGUCACAAGCUUUGCAGAUAAUGUCAGCAACCAUCAAUCACAGUACGAUCCGAGAGGAGACUGAUGAGAAUGGGGCUCAUGAUAUACAACUGCAGCAGUCGGAGGAGGACGAAGCUCGUGAUACUCUCCUGCCGGAAACGAACGAGCACAAGAUAAACAAUAUCAGCAGUUCUUCAGAAACCGGUGGAGGUGGUUGUGAUUCACAGCGUCCGCGGAAGACGACGGCUGCCCCAAUUAAGAAGGCAUCACAUUCCCCAAAGCUUGUCCCUCCGGAUGGCGGGUGGGGUUGGCUGGUGUCAGCAGGGGCCUUUAUUAACAUUCUUCUGACGUGCUCCGUCGUCCCGUGUUUCAGCAUAGCCUUCUUCUACAUCCUGGUGGGAUUCGGAGCAACAACCGCAACCAUAGGAUGGAUCAUCAGCAUCCACUCGUUCUUGUGGAACAUGGUUGGGCCUUUCACCAUGCCCCUCGUGACGGAGUUCGGCUGGAGAAGAGUGGCUAGCGUGGGGGUUCUGUGGAUGUCCAUCUCCUUGGUCAUUUCCGCCUAUACGCCCUCCGCUGAGUUUCUCUUCUUCUCCUUUUCCGUCUUAAAUGGAGCAGGUUGUGGUUUAACGGCUACAGCAGCUUUCAACAUCGUUCCUCAAUAUUUCCUUCGACGUCGAGGAAUAGCAAAUGGUAUCAUUACGGGCGGAAUAUCCAUUGGGCAAAUAUUUGUCCCACCUUUCGUGCGAUUUCUCCAGGAAGAAUACAGCAGUAAGGGAGCGUUACUUAUUCUUGCAGCUGGGACGCUUAACGGUCUUGUUGGGAUUUGUUUCUUUCAUCCUGUGGCUUGGCACAAAAAAUACACUUCCGAAGAACCGGAAGUCACAGAGGCCGAUGGAACCGACACGAAAUCCACGAGAGACGGAUCAAGCGCUUCAUCACGCCACAGAAGAUUUUCAUCAUCGUCCGAAAACCCCACGAGACACGUUACCUCAAAUGCAGAGCGAUCUUCUAUGCACGCUUCCUCUGUAAGCUUAGCCGCAGGCGUUUCACUACAGUCUUUCCCAGAUUUCGAAAAAAAGGAGGAGGAGAAGAAGGAGGAGGAGGAGGAGGAGGAGGAGGAGGAGGAACUCCCCCAAGAGCCAUCAAGAAGGAAGACCAGCCCCUUGGAUUCCAUGAUUCGGGUGGUUCGAUCACUCAUAUCUAACAUGAAAGUGAUGCGAUCCAGGAGGGCCUUCAUCAUCAACCUAGGUAUUACCUUUUUGCUCACCAGCCACGUCAGUUUCUGCACGAUGCUGCCAUUUACGGUUCAAGCCGUCGGGCACUCUCUGCAAGACGCCUCUUACGCUGUUUCUGUCAUGGGUGCCUGUAGCCUGACGGCUCGACUCGUGGUGAACCCUAUGACAGAUUGUGCCUGGUUCAACAUGAGGAUGUCGUACAUGGCAAGCUAUGCAGCCAUAAGCUGCGUCAUGCUAGUGUUUCCUUUCAUGACAGAAAUCAUGUGGAUAAAUGUCGUCAUGGGUUGUUACGGGUUUACUGUUGGGAUGAAUAUCAGCCUGAACAAUCUCGUCAUAAUUAAAUUCAUGGGACUAGAGAAUCUGCCAUCGGUUUUUGGAGCCUCGCAAGUUUUCACCGGCAUAGGAUUUCUCUGUGCAGGACCUGUCACAGGUAUAAUCCGUGACGUGACCCAGAGCUACGCCGUAGCAAUUUGGAUUUUAUCCUUCUGUGUAUUCUGCAGUUUCCUAUUGUGGUUCCUGAUGCCCGCAGCUAUUGCCUACGACCAGAGGCAAGAAGCCGAACAGAACCAGAUUUGCGCAGGAAAAAGUGCAUAGUUUCCCUCGUCCUUGAUUAUUCACGAUAACAUACUUGGUGAACAGGUUCACUUUACUUCUUUCCGUUUUUCUUUUGUUCCUUCCCUUACCAUUCAUUCAUUCUUACGUUUGCUCGUUCGUUCUUCUUUGUAGAAAGAAAUAGGUAUGUGACAAGAGCGUUUUCGUUAUUCCACACAAAUCUCAGCGUCUUAUGUCUGGAAACAUAUUCGAAAAACUACGAUAAGGAAGAGUUGUGUUUCAAGACAUCUAUAAAUAAAAAUUGGAUAAUUUUAAAAUAAAAAUAGCAAGU